Molecule: messenger RNA, 2418 nt
Organism: Bolinopsis microptera
Lineage: Eukaryota; Metazoa; Ctenophora; Tentaculata; Lobata; Bolinopsidae
Exons: 18
Coding region: 18-2141 (707 amino acids)
Cellular component (GO): endomembrane system
Source: RefSeq, a predicted model, not a curated record
AAUAAUAUUGGUAGCUGAUGACGAAACAAGGCAGCAAUGAAGCAGGUCCAGUGGUAAAGUUAGAAGCAACCAGUCCAGUACACUGCCCCCAACCCGCCAGCAGCAAUGUUUUUACCAACUUUAUAAAGAAAGUACCCUACAGUCAGAUCUCGCCAGCUCUAAAGAGAAGAGCAGCAGCUUCCAAAUCAGUUCCAGCUGAUUCACAUGCUUCAUCACACGACCAGUCAAAACGCUCCACUGUCAGUCAGAUAUUUCACUCAGUUCCCGACGCAGUAAAGAAGAAGUUCUCACGAUCUGGAGCCCCUAGUCCGGACCUAUCCAGUAUCAACAGUUGGGGUAGUGAGGAUACUUUAGAGUACGAUAAUAGUGAGGUGAGUAUCAACAGUUGGGGUAGUGAGGAUACUUUAGAGUACGAUAAUAGUGAGGUGAGUAUCAACAGUUGGGGUAGUGAGGAUACUUUAGAGUACGAUAAUAGUGAGGUGAGUAUCAACAGUUGGGGUAGUGAGGAUACUUUAGAGUACGAUUAUAGUGAGGUGAGUAUCAACAGUUGGGGUAGUGAGGAUACUUUAGAGUACGAUAAUAGUGAGGUGAGUAUCAACAGUUGGGGUAGUGAGGAUACUUUAGAGUACGAUAAUAGUGAGAGACGUGCAAGUCACUUCAGCAUCGUUCUGGACCAGAUCAAAGCGUCUGACACACCAUUGCUAAGAAACACGAGGUUGGAACCUGUGGAAGCUUCUCAAAUAACCAUGGCAGCACCAGUAAAUGACCCGGACAACUACACUGUUGACUCAGAUGAUGAGAAUGUGGAUGUUGAUGGACUAUUCUCCAGCAUAUUCAGAGAGUUAACCUCUGUGGUUGAUGUGGAAAGAGAGUUAAUCAAAGUUAAGUCGGAGAUUGAAGUGACACAGCGCAACAACACAGAGUUGACGAAGAAGUAUCUGGAAGUUAGCAAGACAGUUUCUGACUCACAAAUACCAGACCUCGCUACCAGAGAACAGUACAACCAGAAGAACCUAAAGUCUCAGAAGCACGUUAGAGAACUGCAGAAUAAACUGAAGAAGUUGGAGGAGAGGAAGAAGAAGAUCCGAGAACAGGAACUGAUGAACAAUGGUUACGUACAAGUGGACCCACAAGACACUACCCACAGUACUAUGGGACAUGAGACUCUGGACGGGAAACGUACUCCUGACCAGACCAAGAAAUCAGGAGUUAUUCACCGGGCUUAUGAGAAGGCGGUUGCUAAGAGACGGAAAACCCGUACACAAGAUGACAAGAGUUGGGGGAGUGAUGGAGCUAUCGAUCAAAGUUCUGGUGUGAUAGAGCUUGCAGAAGCUAUAGGAGAGUCCAUAUCCAGCUCCAGCAGAGAACCAAUACUAACUGAACACGUGUCAGAACCCUCAGUACCAGUUGAAGAGCUCUCUAACCUUGCCAGUGACGACGAAGACCAGUCCCCUGUGAACAAUGACGAAUUUGAGAAUGUUUCCGACAAGACGGACAUCACUUCUUUUGGUAGGAGCAAAUCAGAAACGUCGUGUUACCAACGUACCCAUGGUAACCAUAGGAACCCGGCUGACAGUGUAUCCAACUUAAGUGAGGGAGUCAACGAUGGUUUGAAUAAACUUAGAGAAGAUUACUUAGCUCUUCUUAGUGAAGUUAAGGAGUUGAGGGACACGUAUAAGGAUGGAAUAAUGCUAGUUAACGCUAACCUGGCAAAGCAACAUGAUUACUUUGUGGAAGCAAUCCAGGAAGGUAACAUGCGGAUACGACAAAUUGACGAUAGAGUUGAUGACAAGCUCGAUAAAUUUCAUUACUCGUCGGAUGAACGUAUAAAAGAGAUAGAAGAGCGACUGGAUGACUACAAGUACAAGAUGACCAAAUUCGAAGAAUUACAAGAACAGAAGCGGAUGGAACACCCGUUAACGGGUAACGAUAUCGCCACCCGAGGUCGUGACGUCAUGUCUUCUGUAAUCUCAUUGGGUCUCGCCUCCGUCUCGUUACUUCUCUUCUUGUUCACUACUGCUGUCGAUUGUCUGAAAGUUUUCAGUGAAAACAACGCACUAUCGACAGGAUUAUCAUUAGGACUGUUCGGGGUUAUCAUAGCAACUUACUAUUACUUUGAUACUGAGAGGACUUCAUUAUAGCACACUAGGUUUCUUUAAAGAUUUUUCUUAUUGUCCAGUUGCCAAUUUCUUGGUCAUCAACGUUGGUAAUCCUGGUUCAUUGUUUGUUUAUGCCGUGAGAUUGCAGCUCAGAUUGUUAGUAUGUAUAAAUUUGUAUUUAUUAAGACAGGGCCAAAAAAUUCACUUUCUAAUUUUCAAAAACGUGAGUGAAAUCUAGUUGGAGUGUGGGGGAAAUUGCUUUGCCGCCGUUAAUUAUAGUAAAAUUUUUAGAAAUUAUAUUAUGAAUAUGAAGUUUUGA